AUGACCACGAAACACUUAGUUGAAGGCGUUUCUCAUCAUGCGUUGAGCAAACCCUGGACAUUUUCUUAUUGCAUCCCAAGCGGACAAGGAAAAAGCAAUAUUGCAUGGGAAAAAUUCAUCCAUCCAUUGACCGAUUUCUCAAGCUACGAAGAUUUCUUUGCAAUUUAUAAUUCAAUUGAACCACCAUCAGAUCUUCCAAAAGCAUGCCGUUACUAUGUUUUUCAGAAAGGAAUUCAGCCAAUGUGGGAAGAUCAGGCAAACCAAAACGGUACACAGUAUACAGUUGAAAUUCCAAAUCCAAACGAGAAAAAUAAAGAAAAGGGUGUUAUCUUAGAAGCUCAAAAUAAAUGGUUGGAUUUAGUUCUUUCUGUUUUCACAACUUUCCCAGUUGAUAAGAUUAAUGGAAUAGAAUACAACAAUAGAGGAACAACAAUACGUUUAGGCGUUUGGACAAGAAAACUCGAGAAUGAUAAAGAAAAAGAUGAAAUUGCUGCAAAGAUUAAGGAAGUUCUUGGACCUCUUGGUAAUAAUUUAGAGGCUAAGCCAAUGCAAACAGCCCCAGCCAAUGAAAACCAACCAAGAAAGAACGGUGGAAGAGGCCAUAAUGAUAGAAGACCAAAGAGCUCAAAUCAAAACCAUAAACCAAAGCAAAGGAAUGACCACCCACAUCCAAAUAAAUAA
Messenger RNA from Trichomonas vaginalis G3, 681 nucleotides. RefSeq names its product translation initiation factor protein. Bases 1 to 681 code for a protein of 226 amino acids. Gene Ontology annotation, cellular component: eukaryotic translation initiation factor 4F complex. Gene Ontology annotation, molecular function: RNA 7-methylguanosine cap binding; translation initiation factor activity. The record is from RefSeq and is a predicted model, not a curated record. Lineage: Eukaryota; Parabasalia; Trichomonadida; Trichomonadidae. The transcript has a single exon. Gene Ontology annotation, biological process: translational initiation.